Molecule: messenger RNA, 768 nt
Organism: Rangifer tarandus platyrhynchus (Svalbard reindeer)
Lineage: Eukaryota; Metazoa; Chordata; Mammalia; Artiodactyla; Cervidae
Source: the annotation of a GenBank genome assembly
AUGCCCCCGCAGCAGGGGGACCCCGCGUUCCCGGGCCGCUGCGAGGCGCCGCCCGUGCCGCCCCGCCGGGAGCGCGGGGGCCGUGGGCCCGGGGCGCCGGGGGGCCGGGGGCGCGCGGGCGGUGCCGAGGGGCGCGGCGUCAAGUGCGUGCUGGUCGGCGACGGCGCCGUGGGCAAGACCAGCUUGGUGGUGAGCUACACCACCAACGGCUAUCCCACCGAGUACAUCCCCACCGCCUUCGACAACUUCUCGGCUGUGGUUUCCGUGGAUGGGCGGCCCGUGAAACUCCAGCUCUGUGACACUGCAGGACAGGAUGAGUUUGACAAGCUCCGGCCUCUGUGCUACACCAACGCCGAUAUCUUCCUCCUGUGCUUCAGUGUCGUGGGUCCCUCCUCCUUCCAGAACGUCAGUGAGAAAUGGGUGCCAGAGAUCCGGUGCCACUGUCCCAAAGCCCCCAUCAUCCUUGUGGGGACACAGUCGGACCUCAGAGAAGACGUCAAAGUCCUCAUCGAGCUGGACAAGUGCAAAGAGAAGCCGGUACCCGAGGAGGCGGCCAGGUUGUGUGCCGAAGAGAUCAAAGCCACCUCCUACAUUGAGUGCUCGGCCUUGACUCAGAAGAACCUCAAAGAGGUCUUCGAUGCAGCCAUUGUGGCCGGCAUUCAGUACUCGGACUCCCAGCAGCAGCCAAAGAAGUCCAAGAGCAGGACUCCCGACAAGAUGAAGACCUUGUCCAAGUCCUGGUGGAAGAAGUAUUGUUGUUUCGUAUGA